AUGGCUCCACCUGGAUCGAUUGGAGCAGUAGACCCCGGAUGGGAGCACGGUGUAGCACAAGACGAGCGUAAGAAGAAAGUGAAAUGCAAUUACUGUGGGAAGAUAGUCAGCGGAGGGAUAUACAGACUGAAGCAACACUUGGCUCGUGUAUCAGGAGAAGUAACCUACUGUGACAAGUCUCCAGAGGAAGUAUGCCUGAGGAUGAAGGAGAAUCUAGAACGGUGUCGUUCCACAAGAAAGCUUAGACAACCUGAAGACAACAACAGUAGACUCUCUUCUUGCUCCAGUUUCCAUGACGACGAGGUGGAGGAAGAAGAAGAAGAAGAGCGGCGAGGAGGCUGGUCUAGAAGAAGCAAAGGAAAGCAUGCGUUGAGCGGCGAUGGUGUGAGUCUUCUCCGGUCUUCAGGAUACGUUGAUCCAGGAUGGGAACACGGUGUAGCUCAAGACGAGAGGAAGAAGAAAGUGAAAUGCAAUUACUGUAACAAGAUUGUGAGUGGCGGCAUCAACCGUUUCAAACAGCACCUCGCGAGGAUACCUGGAGAGGUGGCGCCUUGUAAAGCCGCUCCUGAGGAAGUUUAUGUGAAGAUUAAGGAGAACAUGAAGUGGCAUCGAGCUGGGAAGAGACAGAACAGACCUGAUGAUGACAGAACGGUCUCUCAAGAUCACGAGCAAGAAGAAGAUGGAGAAGAGGAGCAUGACUUCUAUCCAGCUAGUCAAGAUCGGUUGAUGCUUGGAUACGGAAGGUUUAGUAAAGAGAAGAGAAAAAGAGCGCUUCAGGCACCUUCCACGAGCAAACAGAUGAAGAUAUGGUCAUCAAACAGAGUUGUGUCAAGAAAAGAAGUCACUUCCUCCAUUUCCAAAUUCUUCCACCACGUUGGAGUUCCAACUGAGGCAGUGAGCUCUCUCUACUUCCAAAAGAUGGUUGAGCUGAUCGGUCUUUACGGAGAGGGGUUUGUUGUUCCGUCGAGCCAGCUUUUCUCCGGGAGGCUGUUGCAGGAGGAGAUAUCGACUAUCAGAGGAUACUUGAGGGAGUACAGAUCUUCUUGGUCGGUUACAGGCUGUUCUAUAAUGGCUGACACGUGGAACAACGCAGAGGGCAAGACGAUGAUCAGCUUCUUGGUGUCGUGCCCUCGCGGCGUCUACUUCCACUCCUCUAUCGACGCAACUGAUGUGACGGAAGAUGCUUUGAGCCUUUUCAAGUACUUGGACAAAUUAGUUGAAGACAUUGGCGAGGAGAAUGUUGUGCAGGUUGUUACGCAGAACAGUCAUAUCUGUAGAAGCGCUGGGAAGUUGCUUGAAGAGAAGAGAAAGAAUCUCUACUGGACUCCUUGCGCGAUGCAUUGCACGGAGCUUGUUCUUGAAGACAUCUCAAAGCUUGAGUUCGUCUCUGAGUGUUUAGAGAAGGCACAAAGAGUCACAAGAUUCAUCUACAACCAAACAUGGCUGCUCAAUCUCAUGAAGAACGAGUUCACACAGGGAUUAGAUCUUCUUAGACCAGCGGUCAUGCGUUACACUUCCGGUUUCACCACUCUCCAGAGUCUUAUUGACCACAAGGCAAGCCUCAGAGGUCUUUUCCAAUCCAACGGCUGGAUUUUGUCGCAGACCGCUGCCAAAUCUGAGGAAGGGAGAGAAGUGGAGAAGAUGGUGACAGGUGCUGCGUUUUGGAAGAAGGUUCAGUACGUUUUGAAGUCCGUUGAGCCGGUGAUGCAGGUGACGCACAUGAUCGACGGUGACGGCGGCGAGAGGCUGUCUCUGCCGUACGCUUACGGUUACAUGUGCCGAGCGAAGAUGGCGAUCAAGUCUAUACAUGGAGAUGCUGCGAGGAAGUACGGACCGUUCUGGCGUGUGAUUGAUUACCAUUGGAACUCGCUGUUUCAUCAUCCUCUCUACGUUGCUGCUUACUUCUUCAACCCUGGUUAUCGAUAUCGUCCUGAUUUUAUGGCGCAUUCUGAGGUUGUUCGUGGGGUUAACGAAUGUAUUGUUAGGCUUGAGCCGGAUAAUAUGAGAAGAAUCACAGCUUUGAUGCAGAUUCCGGAUUAUACAUCUGCGAAAGGCGAUUUUGGGACGGAUAUGGCGAUUGGGACGAGGACAGAGAUUGAUCCAGCGGCGUGGUGGCAGCAGCAUGGGAUAAGCUGUUUGGAGCUACAGAGAGUAGCGGUUAGGAUACUGAGCCACACGUGCUCGUCUGUUGGGUGUGAGCCGAAGUGGAGCGUGUACGACCAAGUGGACGGUCAAUGCCAGAGCCGUUUUGGGAAGAAGUCAACGAAAGAUCUCACUUACGUUCACUACAACUUGAGGCUCAGAGAGAAGCAGCUGAAGCGGCGGCUGGAUGACGACGGAUCACCGGCGGCUCUUAACUACGCGUUGGUUGAUCGGUUGCUCCCGGACUGGCUCGUGGCCACGGAGAAGGACGAGUUCUUUGUGAAGGAGGAGAGUUUGCAAGGUGAAGAUGGAGUAGAGAACGAAGAGCGUGAUGACGAUGAUGAAGAAGACGAGGAGGAGGAGGAGGAGGAUGAGGAGAAUUGUUACGUCGGUUCUGUUAAUGUUGACGGUGACGGUGAAGACAAUCCUGAUAUGUACGAUGAUGAUCUUAGCGACGACGAUUAG
This is a messenger RNA of Microthlaspi erraticum, 2607 nucleotides long. The record is from the annotation of a GenBank genome assembly. NCBI's taxonomy places the organism in Eukaryota, Viridiplantae, Streptophyta, Magnoliopsida, Brassicales, Brassicaceae.